ACUAUCUUCAGUCCACCAGUAUUUGCCUUCGUAUUGCGGCAGCAUUUCUGCAGACUCACAACAAAAUGAAUACUCUUCAAAUUCUCGUAGUUCUUUUGGCAACAUGCUGUGCAAGUCAAGGAAGAAAUAUCCGUUCCAGGCGUUUUGUAAACCAGCCACCACCAGGUUUAUUCCCGCCAGGCAACAACCAUCUCGAUAUCCGAGCGCUUAUGGCACUCUUGAAGAAUCCAGUGAUGAUGAAAGGGUCUGGUCAGGUUAAUAGUCAACAGCAACAACAACAGCAGCAGCAACAACAGCAACAACAACAACAACAGCAGCAGCAACAACAACUAGGAACGGGUCAAAUUCCACAAGCCGAAGUAACUCCUCAAUCAGCCCAAAAUCAAGGUCAACCUCAACCUGAGCCUCUUCCAACCCAGACGAAACCUCAAAACCCGCCACUGACCCAACAUACAAAGAAUCAAGGACAACUCCAGGGACAGACACCAACACAAAAUGCAGGUCAAGGUCAGCAAGGUCAAACAAACAAUGGUCAGACACAACAGGCCCCUUUCCAGCUCCAACUGCCAAUACGCCAAAGACUGUCGAUCCAAUGCAGCAGCUUAUGGGGUACUCAAACAUGUUCACCGACCCAAUGUUUUUACAAUACUUUCAACAAUUCAUGAGAAGGGUAGACAGGAUGAAGCCCAAAUACAGGAGAGGAGACUUUAUCCCCCCAAAAGGCCUCUUCCCGGGAGGAUAUGUGAUAUCUGCUGAUGGUAGUGAUGCAGAAGUGAGGGACAUAUAUGGAAAGUUGCACUCAAUUGAUGGUGGCAUUUUCCAAGCAUAAAUCUUGUGCAGACAUUUUCACAUUGUGAUAGAAUUACAUGAUCCGACUUUUUGUAGCCUGCUGGACAGGCAUAUCACAGAUCAUACAACUACUUUAGAUUCUCACUGCAAUGCAUCCCAUGUACAUAGACGUGUUUCAUGGUCUAUAAACACCGCUUCAUCUUUGUCCAUCACAACUUUACAUCAUUUUGAUAGAAUUUUGUUCUUUUUUGAUAAAUAAAAUCUCUACUAAACA
Molecule: messenger RNA, 1063 nt
Organism: Haliotis rubra (blacklip abalone)
Lineage: Eukaryota; Metazoa; Mollusca; Gastropoda; Lepetellida; Haliotidae
Product: putative mediator of RNA polymerase II transcription subunit 29
Exons: 4
Coding region: 66-665 (199 amino acids)
Source: RefSeq, a predicted model, not a curated record